AUGGCGUCUUCAGCUUCUCCAGAGAUACCCUCGUCUGUUCUAAUUGUUGGAAGCGGCGCAUUCGGGCUUUCGACUGCAUGGGCGCUAUGCAGAGAUCCUCAGUUUAAGAACACUGCCAUCACGGUUGUAGAUCGCCAGACAUUUCCUACGCCAGACGGCUCGAGUAUUGACACGUCCCGCAUCAUCCGUCCCGACUACGCCGCCGCUCCCUACACCAAGCUCGCGACCAUCGCCCAGGAACGCUGGCGCACCGACUUCGCAACUGAGCACUACCACCAAGUCGGCCUCUGCAUCACUGCCUCAGGCAUCGAACAGACCUAUGUCUCCAGCUCGCUCCACAACGUCCGCGCAAUCGGCACAGACAAGAUCGAGGUCCUGGACUCUGGUCCCGAGAUAGCACGCGCAUGCGGUCUCGAGGGCAAAGAUGAAUGGGGCAGCGGCAGCACAGGCUACGUGAACUGGAGCUCCGGGUGGGCAGACGCAGAAGGGGCCAUGAUCUGGCUACGCGAAGAAGUCGAGAAGCUGAACCGCGUCAAAUUCAUCGUAGCAAGCGUCAAAAAACUUCUCAUCAACCACACCACAAACACCGUCUCCGGCGUCCGCCUCGCAGACUCCACCCACCUCACCGCCGACCUCACCAUCCUCGCCGCCGGCGCCUGGACAGCCUCGCUCAUCGACCUCCGCGGCAUCUGCAAAGCAACCGGCCAACCCAUCUGCUACAUGCCCAUCUCCGCCGCCGAAGAAGCCCGCCUCGCACCGCACCCCACACUCCUCAACCUCUCCACCGGCCUCUUCAUGAUCCCGCCCUCAAACCGGCUCCUCAAACUCGCCCGCCACGGCCACGGCUACCUCAACCCCACCACAAUCCCACACCCCGAGUCCGACGACCCGAACAACACAAUCACAAUCUCCCUCCCACACACCCACAUCGACAACCCCGCGCAAUCCGUCCCCCGCGAAGCCCAAACACAAUGCCGCGCCUUCCUCACCGCCAUCCACCCCUCCCUCUCCACGCCAAGCCGGCCCUUCACAAAGACAAAGAUAUGCUGGUACGCGGAUACGCGCGACGGCGACUUCCUCAUCUCGUACCACCCCGUGUACAAAAACUUGUUUGUUGCGACGGGUGGGUCGGGCCAUGGGUUUAAGUUCUUGCCUGUUAUUGGCGAGGCGAUAGUGCGGUGUGUGAUGGGGCGCACGCCUGAGGAGUUUAGGGGAAGGUGGGAGUGGCCGAGCGAGAGGGUGGGGGAGGAGUUGUGGAGGGGGGAUGGGAGUCGGGGGGGUCCCGUGGGUAUGGUGCUUUCUGAGGAGGUGGCGAGGGGGGCGGGGAGGCUGUAG
This is a messenger RNA of Dothidotthia symphoricarpi CBS 119687, 1335 nucleotides long. RefSeq names its product FAD dependent oxidoreductase. Gene Ontology annotation, molecular function: proline dehydrogenase activity; L-pipecolate oxidase activity; sarcosine oxidase activity. Bases 1 to 1335 code for a protein of 444 amino acids. Lineage: Eukaryota; Fungi; Ascomycota; Dothideomycetes; Pleosporales; Dothidotthiaceae. The record is from RefSeq and is a predicted model, not a curated record. The transcript is spliced from 2 exons.